Messenger RNA from Parasteatoda tepidariorum (common house spider), 4634 nucleotides. The record is from RefSeq and is a predicted model, not a curated record. NCBI's taxonomy places the organism in Eukaryota, Metazoa, Arthropoda, Arachnida, Araneae, Theridiidae.
CGUCCUAUCUGUGCUCAUUGAACUGUUCUACCGUAAUGUGCUCUUUUGCAACAAGUUGAAACAUAUUUUUUAAAACUUGAGGAUAAUUUAAGUAUUUUGUUAACAAUCCCACUACAAGAAUUGCACGUGCUUUUAGCAAAAUAAAAGCUAUGAAAAUCUAUUUAAGAUGUUACAAAGACACAACUUCACCGACUCACAUAGAUGAUUUAUGUCCAUAGCAUUUAUGGAUGGGAUGCCGGACAUCGGGACAUCGUCUGAUGUCAUGGUAAGCGAUGACCAGUUGACCACCGCCCUUCAACAACUCCUGGUUUCAGUUGAAAAAGGUAUAGAGCGUCUGGAACUAAAUGGUAUCUUCAAGUCCGUUCAAGACACAAGAUGUUGCAACACAAAGGAUAGUUCCGUCCAGACCAGUGACCAUCCAUCGCUAGAAUGUCUCUCCAAGGAGGUUUCAGUGGUCACACCGAACAAUGAAGCAACAUCACAAUUGUCUUCCAUCAGUCAUUUGUUCGGUGAGGAGGACAUUGAUGACGGAUAUUGCGAACACAUUCUGACUCAACCGGCCACCGUCAAUCAGGUGGAUCCCGACCUCCUUCAUUCUCAAAUAGCUUUCAUACCCGGUUGCAGAGAUCUGAAGGGCCGUUCUUGUGUGGUUAUUUCAAGUGAUGCCAUUAAAGAUAACAACUUGUCUUCCUGUCAUUUGGCGCAACUUUUCCUCUACUUCCACUCCAUUCCCGAGAAAGAGAUAGCUUCUAGGGGAUUUCUGGUGUUGGUGGACGCAUCAAAACAUUUCGAAGACUUUUGGAAUACUCUGGACGAAACCUUUUGUUUGAUUGAAGCCAACCUAUCGAAUGUGAUAAGUGAAGUGAUAGUUCUCUUACAAAAUGAAGAUGAAUUAUCAUCGGAUCCUAAUAAAUUAUUUCCUACGAGUAGAGUUCAGUGUGAAAUGUGUUCCUAUGAAAAACUUGUGAGCCGCAUUCACAGAAAUCAACUUCUGAAGAAAUAUGGCGGCAAAUACACCUACGAUCAUCAAGAGUGGAUAAGUUUCAGAAAAUUUCUGGAACCAUUUAUGAACGGUUGCCGUCUCUCUGGCCGAUAUUUAGUCAGUCUCCUAGAAGAGCUUAGGGGUCAUCGCUUACCCAUCUCCUCCUCUCUCACUCAUCAAAUGAUAGAACAACAGAAGAGGAUAGUCAGUCUUGCCUUUCACGACGAGCAGCUGCGCCAUCUGGAGGAAGAGGGCGACACUAUUUUAAAAGAACUUCUCUCUUACAGAACGAAAUCUCCUCAUAAUCACGAUUACAGGGAGAAUCUGGAGAAGAGUGUAGUGCUGUAUGGAGAAGUGAGGAAAGCGAUGACGAAGCUGUCUCGAUUGGCUGACAUAAGACUCAAUAAAUUGGAAGAGUGUCUGCAACUCAAGACUUUCCAAGAAGAAUCUAGUCAAGUUCUCUCCUGGUUCUGCCGCAAGGGUAAUGAGUCACUGGAGAAGCAUCAAAUUAUUGCCGAUUCCUUGGCAGCCAUCAAACUACAGGAGGAAGAAUUUGAAAAGUUCUAUUUCCUCGCAAUGCGUCAAAUUGACAAAGGGAAUGAUCUGCUGGAAGAAGUGAGUAGUCAUGACCUUCCAAAGAUCAAUGAGGAAAAUCCUACCACUGAAGGAGGAGGAGAUGUACAAGAUUUGGCUCUCUCUCUGAAGCAACACCUUGGUUCAUUCUCUGAAAAAUUAGAAGGUACAAGGGAAAAGAUUGAAGACACUGCCAAAUGUUAUCAAUUAAUGGAUAAGUCUUAUGAGUGGGCCCUGGAAGCCAUGAGAUUUGUGUCUCACAUGGGUAUGACUGAAAGCUGUGAGGGCAUAAUGAAGCAAAUCCAAUGCCUUCAGGAUUAUUCUGAGAACCAUUUGAGGGUUCCUGAAGACACUCUCUCUGAAAUGUUGGAACUGGCAACAAAAUUGGGAAAUGAGAAGUUGCUUGAACAGUGCAGGGUAGUUAAACAACGUUGUGAAGAAACAGUAGAAUUGAUUCAAGCACGCCAAACUACAUUGCAGAAAGUAAAGCAGCAAGCAGUGGUCGAUAACCUGAGAGGACCCUCCUGGGAGGCAGAAGACGUGAACCAAACUCCUCGGACGAUGCGGUCGAAUUCUCAGCCGACUAACUCCUGGUUACCUGUCAGAGCCAGCACGCCCUAUUCAAUAGGUUUCUCGAGUCAUCAGAGACGACGAUCCACCGGGGGACCCUUGAAUUUGUCUGCCGCUACCCAUCGCUUAGGCUCAUACACGUCUUUUCCCAGUUCUUACUAUCCUACUGCAAAAGAAUCCUAUCAGUUUGAUAAUUAUAUUCAAGAUAAAGAGACAUCUCUUCUGAGUAGGGGAAUAAUUACUGAAGAUUUGACCUCACAAGGACCUGUUGCUACCAUUUCUCUUCUGGGAACGCGCAUCGGCCAACGAGAUAGCCACUGCUCUUCGUCAUCGUCCGCCUCUUCUUGUAGUAAAGAGUCCAGAGAAGAAGAAAGUCCGAACAAUGUAAUAAAGAGUGGUAGUAAAAAAUUGAAUCGUCGCUGGCAGAUGCGAGAUGAGGCUUUGGAAAAAGCAAAAGCUGAAGUGAGAGAGCAAACUGCCUUAUUGCGAAUAGAAAAGCUUAAGAAGAAAGGAAAUAUGAUUGAUAGCAGUGAAUCCUCCGAGGAUAUCCAUAAGAAAUCCUAUUGCCAGAUAGAUUCCAGCCCCGUGCCUGUCAACACUCAUCUCACACCUCCCCCCCUCUCACCUGAUGAAACUGCCUUAGAGUCAAAAUCCAAGAAGACUUUAAUGAAUAUCAUGAAAGAAUUGAUUCAGACUGAGAGGGACUAUGUAAAUUCUUUGGAGUACAUUAUAGAGAAUUAUAUACCUGAGCUAACAAGGGAAGACAUCCCCCAGGCACUCAGAGGAAAAAGAAAUGUUAUUUUUGGAAAUAUUGAAAAAAUCUAUGAAUUUCACAAUCAGUAUUUUUUGGCAGAGUUAGAACACUGCGAAAAUUCACCUUUCACUGUGGGACAAUGCUUUCUAGAUUUUCAAAAUGAAUUUUAUUUAUAUGCCUUAUACAACAAGAAUAAACCUAAGUCAGAUGCAUUGAUGUCAGAGUAUGGAAAUACAUUUUUUAGAAAAAUGCAAUUAAAACUUGAAGACAAAAUGGAUUUAGCUAGUUACCUGUUGAAACCAGUUCAGAGGAUGGGAAAGUAUGCAUUACUCCUUAAAGAAUUGCUAAAAGAAUGUCCAGAAAGGGAGCCCAGCCACCACGCAUUAAAGGCUUCUGAGGAAAUGGUACGUUUCCAACUGAGGCAUGGUAAUGAUUUGCUUGCAAUGGAUGCAUUGAAAGACUGUGAUGUAAAUGUGAAGGAACAAGGCAGGCUAUUGAGACAGGAAGAGUUCAUUGUGUGGCACGGGAGGCUGAGGAAGAAUAUGAUGCGUCACAUCUUCCUUUUUGAGGAUCUCGUUCUCUUCAGUAAAGCACAGAGAGACCCCCAGAGGAAGGGAUAUGAGGUCUACCACUACAAACACAGCAUCAAAACAACAGAUUUGGGACUGACUGAGCAGUUGGGAGACAGCCCAACAAAAUUUGAGAUCUGGUUCCGAAAGAGAAAAGAGAGUGUGACGUUUAAGCUUCAAGCACCCACUCCUGAAAUCAAAGCUGCUUGGGUGACUGAUAUUAGAAAAAUACUUCUCAGGCAGGCCUGCAUGAAUAAAGUGAAUCGCCAGGCAGAGAAUCAGUCUAUGGGAAUAGGGAAUAAGCCAUGUCUUGAUAUAAGACCUAGUGAAGAUCAAAUAAGCGAUCGUUCUAUUAGUAUACAACAACUCACAAGAGCCCCUCGAUAUCGGGGUUCAGGCACUUUUGAGUCUAGGAAAGACAGGAAUUCGAUGAUCUCAGUCUGCUCUUCCUCCUCGUCCAGCAGCAGCAGCCAGUCGUCUCCCUUCCCUUUCUUUGGAACACUCAACCUCGGAUUCGAACCCGGUGACAGCCCUCGACCCCUGCAAAGAUCUCUCACCCAACAGUCUCAAUGUUCAACAGAGAGUGGUUUUUAUACGGACAUGAGUACGGCAGGAGACUCUCCAGAAGCGGAUCCGCCCCGUCACAAGCGAGCCGAAAGAAGCGACAGCCUGCUCUCUAGCGACUCCCUCGCAACAAAUAUGUCACCCACUGAAAGUCUAAAUAACCACUCUUUAGAAGAGAGUCUCACAACUUCCAUGUGAAAGAGUGUCAUUUUUAUUUAUUUAUUUUUGAUGAAGAUGAAGGACGCGUUGUGUGCCAUAUACUGAAAAAUAACCAUGAGCUUCAUAGGUAACUCAACAUAUUAUUUGUAUGAAGAAAAUGAAAUACUAGCACAUGUUCUUUUAUUUAUUUGAAAUAAUAUAUUCAUCUUCUUUUGUCUUUUUUGGGCAUUACUUGUAAAAUAUGCAUACUACCUCCCACUACUAAUCACAAUUGUUUACUAUUUUUUUUUAACAUAAUCAAAAUUCUUUUACUGAAAAGUUAUGUAAUUAAUUAUAUUGUAAAUAUGGUAUUUAUUUGAAACUUUAAAUGCUCCCUUCCAAUUGUGUAUAUUGUAAGUCUACAAAACUGAUUAAUUUAUUACAGAAAUGGAUUUGUUUGGAAUAUAUGUUACCGUAAAAGACU